Molecule: messenger RNA, 3541 nt
Organism: Seriola dumerili (greater amberjack)
Lineage: Eukaryota; Metazoa; Chordata; Actinopteri; Carangiformes; Carangidae
Gene: cep131
Product: centrosomal protein 131
Exons: 27
Coding region: 149-3517 (1122 amino acids)
Biological process (GO): cilium assembly; intraciliary transport involved in cilium assembly; regulation of centrosome duplication
Cellular component (GO): centriolar satellite
Source: RefSeq, a predicted model, not a curated record
UAUUACGGUUCUCCGUAUUUGUCCACCGAGUCAACGGAAUACUUUCACUGGGCAUCUGAGGAUUGUGUUGGGAAUUAAAACUCCACCGUGAAAGCGUACUACAGUUAAUCAGCAAUGUUACCAUCCAGCUUCUGAGGUUUUUCAAAGGAUGCAUACAACACGUGGACCAUCGUCCAUCUCGACAGGUGUCUCAGGAGAUGCCUUGGACCUCAGCUUGUCCGGCUCCCAGCUUUCAAUGUCCAAAAGACCUAGCAGUGCAUCACCUGGGAAGUACUUCUCUCGCUCUGUGUCGGUUUCUGUGGCCAGUGAUAGCAGAGGGAAACGCAACACCCUGAGCGAUGCCGGCUUUGGUAGCUCCCGCUCCAUCAAGAACCUGAGGAGGUCCAACAGCACCACUCAGGUCAAUCAGCAGGCCAAUAUUAGUUUAAGUCAGGACCAGAGUGAGGACUACCUGGCCCUGUUUGACAGCAGCUCUGAUGGACGCAAGAAACUGGCCAGCCUCAGCAAGGCCUCCCCAGACAGAACCACAUGGAACAUCCUGGACGAUCAGCCCAGAGCUUUCCCCCCUCACUCCAGCUCCCGCAGCACCGGCAGUGUUGACUCUCCCACCGGCCUAAAGAAAAGAGAGCCUGGCAUUGCUCUGGCUGCGACCUUCACUGCCAACAACAGGAGCAACAAGGGAGCUGUGGGGAACUCAGUCACCACCAUCUUACACAACAACUACUCUGAGAAACCUCUCACACCCAAGAGCUCCAACCAGAAGCCGUCCUUUAAUAACAUCCUCAAAGCCACAGCAAAUGAUGAGGUGUCACUGGAGAACGGCUCCGUCACUAAGUCUCAGAAGAAUUUCUCCUCGACGUCAUCCACUUCUAACAACAAAUCCCCAGUGUCGGCCCAGCGCGGCAGCCCGGUGCUGCCUCGAAGGAGGGAGGUCACUGAGGAGGAGGCAGAAAGGUUUAUCCAGCAGGUGAACCAGGCAGCAGUCACUAUCCAGCGCUGGUACAGACGCAAUGCUAAGAGACAACACACAAACCAAGCAGCGCUCAAACGUAUCCUUGCCAGUAAAAGAAAGGAGUGGGAGGAGAGAACAGAGGAGGACAGUCACCUGGAGCAGCAGCACAAAAAGGACGAAGACCGGAAACGCAUUCGUGAAGAGAAAGCUCGUCUGGCCCGCCUCGCUGCCAUCCAGGAGCUGCAGCAGAAAAGAGCCCAGCGGGUUACAGAGGUGCAACAUGCAGCUGAGGUGGAGCUGGAAAACCUGAAGCAGACCGGUGUGGUUGGACGUAAGAAGCCGCCUAGGAUUUCCCUGACCAACAAAAGUCCAGCAUCGCCGAGCAACAACAGCCCGCUGUCACCCACAGUCGUCAAAGCCAAGAACACAGACUCCAAUUUGAACAUUGUGGCCGACUUAGGUGAGCUUAGCUUCAGAGCCAUUUCUCCAGCUCUGUCCAAUCCUAGAGGCUCUCAGUGUUCCCAGGAGACUCUGCAGAGGUCAGUGAGUGUGGAGGACCAGCGGCAGGGAGCGUUGUCCAGCAGGGCUCAGUCUAAAACCACGCUCAACGAGCUGCUGGACACUCUGAAGCUGUUGGAGGAGGAGCCAGAGAGGCUUUCAGAGCCCAAGUGCUACCGCAAAGAUAAAUACGCCUGGAUAGAUGAGGACGGAGACUCCAACUCUCUGACCACUGACAACCUGGAGCGCCACGGGCAGCUGAGCCACCACCCUGCUCUGCCAGACGGGGGCGCCCUGCUGUCUGAGGCCAAGCUGCAGAGCAUCAUGAGCUUCCUGGAUGAGAUGGAAAAAUCUGAACAGGAGAGACCUCGCUCGGUCACCUCAGGGUCACACAGAGAGGCUGUGUUGUCUGAGGAGGAGCUGGCUGGUGUUGAGCAGGCGUCGGCCACCGCCGCCGAACUCACCGGUUCCAUGAUGAGAAUCAAGCUGGAGCUGGAGGAGAAGAAACGCACCGUCAACAUGCUGCAGGCCGCACUGGCCCAGCAGAGGGAGCUGACGGUGAGACACGUGAAGGAGACUGAGAAGGAGCUGGGCAGAAACUUCCAGAUCCAGAAGGAACAAUAUGAAGCCACCAUCCAGAGACACCUCACAUUCAUUGAUCAGCUGAUCAAUGAUAAAAAGGCUCUGAGUGAGCGCUGUGAAGGAGUGGUGGGAGAGCUGAAGCAGGUGGACCAGAAAUACACCAAGAAGAUCGCACAAAUGCAGGAGCAGCAUGAGAUGGUGUGGCAAAUUCUGGGUCCCUUGUGCGAGGAGAUCAAGAAGUUAAAAGACCUAAUGAGUGCCACAGAGAAGGUCCGCCGGGAGAAAUGGAUUGAUGAGAAAACCAAGAAGAUCAAAGAGAUCACCGUCAAAGGUCUGGAGCCAGAGAUCCAGAAGCUGAUCUCUAAACACAAACAGGAGCUGAAGAAGCUGCGGACGCUCCACGAGGCGGAGCUGCUGCAGGCGGACGACCGCGCGGCCCAGCGCUACGUCCGUCAGUGCGAGGAGCUCCGCCAACAGCUGGAGAAGGAGAAGGAGGAGCAGUGUCAGAGAGAGAGGGAGCUAGCCAAACAGAGAUAUGAGAAGCAGCUUCAGGAGGAGGAGCUGUCCCUGCAGCAGCAGAGGAGGCGUCUCUACAAGGAGGUGGCCGAGGAGAAGGAGAGGCUGGCCGAGCUGGCUGCGAGGCAGCGAGCCGAGCUGGAGGAUCUGCGGCGGCAGCUGGAGGAGAACAGCUCUCUGGCUGGACGAGCCCUCAGAGAGGAGCUGGACAAAACCCGAGAGGAGCAGGAGAGGAGACACCAGGUGGAGAUGAAGGCGCUGCAAGAACGUCUGGAUAUCGAAAAGCAAACCUGGGAAGAAAACUACAAGAAAAAAGAGGAAGCGUGGCUGCUGAGCCGCGAGCGUGAGCUCAAAGACGAGCUGCGGCGAGAGCGUGACAAAGAGAUCGAACUCGCCAUCUGGACGCUGGAGGAGGAGACCAGCAAGGACAAAGAGGAGUGUGAGAGGGCUGCUGACAACAGGUUGAAGCGUGUGAGGGGAAAAUACGAGGCCGAGCUGAGGGAGCUGGAGCGCUCGGAGAGGACGGCCGUGGAGAAACAGCAAGAGCUGAGGAAGCAGCAGAUGGAUACGGAGGGAGAGCUGAUCAGACUUCAGGCCCUGCUCAGACAGAAAGAGCAGGAGGUUGAGGACAUCACACAGACCAGGGACAAGUUGGUGGACGAGCGCCGCAGCCUGGCGGAGGUGGUAAGGCAGGAGUUUGCCGACCGGCUGGUGAUGACGGAGGAGGAGAACCGCAGGAUGAAGGUGGAGGUGUCAGAAGUCAGGGCAAGGCUACGGCUGGAGGUGGAGAGGGUCACUAGGGAGAAGGAGGAGGAGCUGGCUGAAGUCCAUCAACGAGUGAAGUCGGCCAUCUUGAAGAAGGAAGAAACUGUCAAUAAUCUUCGGAAGCAGCACGAGGCUGCGCUGAAGAGGGCGGAUCACCUGGAGGCCCUGUGGGAGCAGCAGAGGAAGCAGCUGCUGGAGAAGUGACUGACAAGAAGGCCAGGAUUUAUC